This is a messenger RNA of Danio rerio (zebrafish), 1517 nucleotides long. Lineage: Eukaryota; Metazoa; Chordata; Actinopteri; Cypriniformes; Danionidae. The record is from RefSeq and is a predicted model, not a curated record.
AUGAAAGGACAGAAAGGAGAGCAGAACAAACUCCUAACAGGAGGAGACUCACUCAUGGCCUAUGAGACAGAGGAUCAGGAGACUCAAUACUGCUUUCCUGCCAUAAACUCAUCAUGUGUCAAGGAGAGAAGCGCAAGUCAUGGAUAUAUCAUCAUAUAUGUGUUUGUGUCAUUGCUGUCAGCAUGGACUGUGUUUCUGAACCUGCUGGUGAUCAUCUCCAUCUCUCACUUCAAGAAGCUUCACACUCCAACCAACAUGAUUAUUCUCUCUCUGGCUGUAAAUGAUCUGUUUAUUGGACUCAUCAUACCUAUAGAGGCUAUCAGACAGAUUGAGACUUGCUGGUAUUUUGGAGACACUUUCUGUGGACUUUAUUUAUUAUUUGUGUCAUUACUUCUGGCAGCAUCGCUUGGUAAUUUAGUUAUAAUCGCUGUUGAUCGUUAUGUAGCUGUGUGUCACCCUCUACUGUACCCACAGAAAAUAACAAUCACUAACAUGUUAAAGAGUAUCUGUCUGAGCUGGGUUUGCUUUUCAGCUUACUGCAUUACCUUUAUAAUUAAUAAUGGAAGUUUUGACACUUCACACAGAACAGAUGUGUGUUAUGGACAGUGUUUAAUGAUAAUAAGUUUUAGUUGCUUAAUCAUUGAUCUGUUCAUGUCUUUUAUUUUUCCUUGUUUGCUGAUCAUCACUUUAUAUUUGAGGAUUUUCUAUGUGGUUCAUCAGCAAGUGAAGGUUAUAAACUCUCUGAUGAAGGCUGGUAAAUGUGUAACGGAGGGUUCAGUGAAGAGGAAAUCUGAGAGUAAAGCUGCUCUGACUUUAGGAAUCAUUGUGUCAGUUUUUCUGCUUUGCUGGAUUCCUUAUUACAUCUGUUCUCUCACUGUCAACUCUUACACAGCUAUAAAUGUUUUAAUAUUUGGGGUACAUGCUAGCUCCGGUCUGAAUCCUCUGGUUUAUGCUUUAUUUUACCCCUGGUUUAAAAAGACAGCUAAACUCAUUUUAACUCUAAAAAUAUUUCAGCCGGCAUCUUCUCUGAUCAAUAUUUUUUUACAAGAUUAAUUAUAAUUACUUCCAAAGCGGGCACUAAUAUAGAAAUAAUAUUUGAUUUCUAUUUGUAAUUCUCACUACUCAUGUUAUGUCACACACAGCUUAUUACAACCUGUAAGCUUGAUCUUCAAGUAAACUUAUGACGUAGGCCUACUUCUGUGAAAACAAGAUAAAGAAGUAUGACAGUGGUAUUCAUUAUCAACUGUAAAUAAGGUAUGGAGAUGGGGGGUUUUGUGGCUGAGAUUACUUUGUGUUUACUCCCACAUAAUUAUACUCAAAACAUUUAUGAAAACUGUGUUUGCAAGCAACAAAUACUGUUAUUAAACAUAAAACCACUUAUUGAAGUUUUCAGGGCAUGGAUUCAGUCAGUCAGUUAAACAGUGAUAUAUUUAUUUAUUUAUUUAUUAUCCUACAUUUUUUAUAGCCUACUAUCAUUGUAAAAACAGUACAAAUAAAAGCAAACUAUUAUCUAACUA